This is a messenger RNA of Rana temporaria (common frog), 2721 nucleotides long. RefSeq names its product transforming growth factor alpha (gene TGFA). Bases 420 to 902 code for a protein of 160 amino acids. NCBI's taxonomy places the organism in Eukaryota, Metazoa, Chordata, Amphibia, Anura, Ranidae. Gene Ontology annotation, biological process: positive regulation of mitotic nuclear division; epidermal growth factor receptor signaling pathway; positive regulation of cell population proliferation. The transcript is spliced from 6 exons. The record is from RefSeq and is a predicted model, not a curated record.
GCUCAGCUCUCUGGAGCAAAUCUCUCUCAUUGCUCACCUGCAGCACUCAGCUCUCCGCCGGGACAGGCAGAUCAGGAGAAGGAGCUCCAGUGGGGGGAUGAGAUCUACUGACACCCCGAUCUGUCCACACACCUGACGCCAUGAGACUUACCUCCACAACAAGGUGUCACUGAGAUCCCAGUUCCAGGAUGGUGGCCGGAGCCUGCGCUGGGAUCGGGCAGUGAUCGGAGGGAAUCAGUCGGAGAUCCUGUGUUGGGAUCAGGGGGGAUCGUGUUGCUGGGAUCGGGCAGCGAUCGUGUGCAGUGAUCGGGUUGUUUUGGACUGUCCCAUGGAUGUGUGUUCCCUAUAAUUGGAAGGAGGUGAGUCGGCCGGCUGCAGAAGAGUGACAGUCGGAGGGCGGACUCGGGAUCGGCUGGAGUAUGGUGCUGUCAUCUGCCGGGGAAGUCAUGCUGCUGCUCCUAGGGCUCCUUUUUGCUGCUUGCCAUGCACUGGAGAACACAACAGCUGUGCUGAGUGAUCCUCCAGUUGCAGCAGCAGUGAGAUCUACGUUUCUAGACUGCACGGAAGCCCACACUGACUUCUGCUUCCACGGGACUUGCAGGUUUAUAGUGCAGGAGGCAGAACCAUCCUGUGUAUGUCUUCCAGGCUAUGUGGGUAUACGUUGUGAGCAUGCCGACCUCCUGGCGGUGGUGGCAGCGAAUCAGAAGAAACAGACCAUCACUGCACUAGUAGUGGUGUCAGUGGUAGCCACAGCUCUGCUGAUUGUUGCCUGUAUAUUAAUGCACUGUUGUAGCUGGAGGAAACAGUGUGAGUGGUGUCGAUCAGUUUUAUGCCGACACGAGAAACCAGACGGUGUCUUCAAAGGAGGAGCAUCCUGCUGCAAGUCAGAAACAGUGGUCUGAAAGAGAUUGCAAGAGUCCAAAGGCAACUUCUUGGCUACAGAACAUUACUGAUCCAGCCUGUUCAACUCAAUUCUCAGACUACAGCUGGGACGCAUUAUUGUAACCGGACAUAUGUUGGGCUCUAUGAUGACUCAUGGGAACUCUUUACCCAACGUCCCUGCACAAUGUGAAGCAGUGAUCCUAGGAGGAGCUCACUUCACACUGGAAAUUGAGACGUAAUUGGAUUCUAAGUAGUCUGGGUGGAUCACGGAGCGCUACCAGCGGUGGAUGGACUGACCCUAUAAGUGUUGAGUUUAUUUUUGUUACAAAAGGGUCUACUUUGGGUUUGAUUGUUCUUUUAACGAUCCAUCUGUCAGAUAGGCCUUGAAAACAUUGCGAGUCAUUGCCGUAUAGGCCUACCUAUUGGCAAGAUGGGCAGAAAAUUCAUAUUUUAUAUUCUUCAAAAAGACUGCAAAAGUGUUGCUUUACAUGGACCAUUCUUUAAUAUACCAUGCUGCUGGCAUUUCAGUAUACAUAGAUAUAUAUCUAGGGACAGCCUGGUGAUAUCCACAGGAGUAGAAAAUCCAUUUUGAGUUAAGUGUUUGAAGAGCAGAAAGUUAUUUUUAUGUCUUUAAACUCAAAUUACCUAUACAGUGCAUUAGUAUUAACUUCUCGUACAACCUUUUAACCUGGUCAUAUUUACAGUUCUAGCUAAACUUAUGGAAGGCUUUAAAAACUAGUUCUGUUUUGGAAAUAACCAGUCACGCCGAGUCUACCCAAUGUACCUCCAUCUUUUUCUAAGUUCGUCAUCUGGUCUCCUGCAGCAUGUGUUAUUCACGGCUUUGGAUUGGAUUGUCACACACUAAAAGGCUUUUGAUUGCAGUAUGGACAUUGUGGACUUGUGGAUGUUUUUCCAUCUCGAUGCUUCAUUGCUUGAUUCCAUGCAGAUUGCUGGGUUUUGGGUGGUGAUCCCACUACAAACUUCUCUCUAAACUCGCCAUUUUUAUUGUCUGUAAUAUUCAUAUACUUUCUUCAGAAUCCAGGUGAGCCAGUUCACUGGUAGAAGUUAACCUGUCCACAGCUUAAACAUAUUAGCGGUCAAACAAUAUUCAUGCUCUGGAAGCAUGCUACUAAAAUGCACAUUUUCUAAAUCCUAGGGUAGAAUCUUCGAAAAAUGGAAAAGCAGUGUCAUGAAAGAGAAAAUGUCAAAAGCAAAUAAUAUUUAGGCCUCUGCCUGACACACUUAAAAAAUUUGUGUCAGUACCCACCUCUUCUACUACAUCAGUGUUUCCCAAGCAUUAACCAGGUAAUGCCACCUAUACAAUUAAAAACCGGCCCACCUACUUGCUGAGGUCCAGUUAGGAAAUUGUCUUUUGGUGCCUAGCCUAUGCACCUAUAGUUUAAACUGCUCCUUGUAUUGUUCUAUUAUAAAGAAAGAAACAUACUGAUACAGAAACCAACAUAAAAUGUACUAUGUGUUACUCCUCCUGCCCCCCAGUUUCCUCCUCUGCCUGUUGUGUGUGUUGGUCCCUUACAGCACUGUUUUCCCUGUAUGACAUUGCUCCACCAGCAUCCAGAUUCUUGUGAGAUGCAGUAUUUUCUUGUUAAGAGCCAUCGAUUUCCCACUACUGGGACAUCACAUAAUCAUUGAAGGGUAAUGGAAGACAUACAUAAGUGUUCCAAUACCCAUCAUGACUUAUGUUUUGCCAUAGUAUAGUGUCACCAAGCUGUAAUUGGAAAGCCACUUGCAAGGCCUGAGAGGAGACGCAGCAUUUCUCCAGCAACCAGAAAGGCCACGAAUGUCUGAAAAAAAGCUGACCACUUUUUUGGUAAAAAAAAA